CACGGAGUGGUGUUCGUGCGUACCGCUUUUCAGUUUUUGUCGUUUCCUCCUACACUCAGCUCCUCGUCUAGGACGCUCGCCCUCGGAGCUCGGAAUGUUCCCGGAGCUCAAUAACCUUUUGAACACCACCCCUGACAGGGCAGAGCAGGGGAAACUGACUCUACUCUGUGAUGCCAAGACAGAUGGCAGUUUCCUUGUGCACCACUUUCUUUCCUUCUACCUCAGAGCCAAUUGUAAAGUCUGCUUUGUGGCCCUCAUCCAGUCCUUCAGUCACUACAAUAUUGUGGGACAGAAGCUGGGUGUCAGCCUGACCACUGCUCGGGAGCGUGGGCAGCUUGUGCUCCUUGAGGGUCUCAAGUCCUCCGUGGAUGUCUUCUUCCGGGCCCAGGAAGAGCCACACCCCCUGCAGUUUCUCAGGGAGGCCAAUGCUGAGACUCUGCAGCCAUUGUAUGAGUUUGUGCAGGAGGCCCUGAAGCCCGUGGACAGCGAAGAGGCUGUGUGGAGAUACCCAGUGCUGCUGGUGGACGACCUCAGUGUGCUCCUGAGCUUGGGUGUGGGAGCGGUGGCCGUGCUGGACUUUGUCCACUACUGCAGAGCCACUGUGUGCUGGAAGCUAAAGGGAAGCAUGGUAGCCCUUGUGCAUGACACUGGAGAUGCUGAGGAUGAGGAGAAUGACAUCCUGCUGAAUGGCCUCAGUCACCAGAGCCACCUGAUCCUGCGGGCUGAGGGCCUAGUCACUGGCUUCUGCCGGGACGUGCACGGGCAGCUGACGAUCCUGUGGAGGAGACCGUUGCAGCCCACAGCCCAGCGGGAGCAGAGCCUAACUUACCAGUACAAGAUACAGGACAAGAACGUGUCCUUUUUUGCCAGAGGAAUGUCCCCUGCUGUUCUGUGACCUGAUUUAGGGGCAGUGAGAGCUACCUUGGACUCUUUUUUUUUUAAUGAAAGAUAAAGCAACCUAGCAGGAAUGGAUAUUUAUGCCUUUGUGGUGUAUUUCAGACAGACUAGCAGCUCCACUGGGACCCACCGAUGGUCGAAUGGUGCACCUUUGCUUCCCUGGACUCUGUUCAGAAAACACAACGAGUAACCCAUGACCCCCCUUCUGCAGAGAGAAAGAGGCUGGGUGCUGAGCCCCAGUGAAAGUCCUUUGGAGCCUUCCAUGUAAAUAUGCCCCAACUGCCUGUUUUUGCCAGAGUGAUUAUGAAUAUGCCAGCCAGGAGGCAGUCCAGAUAAUCAUGACUGGUGUACGGUGAGCUCCCGCAUCGUGGCUUCACAUGGGUUGUCUCACUUAAUUUUCACCUUCAUCCUGCAUGGGUGUUUUCCCUUAGAGUCCAGUGAGGAAACAGAGAGGUUAGGAAGUAUGUUCAAGGCGGUAGAGCAGCUUGUUGGUCAUGGGGCCUGGCUCCAAAGUCCAUACUUGCUGACUGCCAGUCGUGGAAACCCGAGACAGGCUCCCCACCUAAUUCACAGCUUUGGGUCUUCCUGUUUCUCCUGGCCUUGCCCGUGCACUGGUGAGUCCUAGCACCAAGGCCUUGGUCACAUAAGGCCCCACGUCAGGUGCAGGUGUGUAUAGCCUUGGUGAGGGGUCAGGAAUGUUCUUGCUGCCAGGUAGCAUGGGGCCUGGUGAGGAGUCAGUGCCUCCUUCUCCUGUGGAGACCACAGGCGGUGAGCUUCUGCCCCAGCAUCCAGCAGACAGCCACUGUCCCACUCAGCCGCUCAGUCAAGGUUGCCUGAGUGUGUACCAGGGGUAUUCUCAAAACAGGUGUAUUUUAGUGUAUGUAAAUUAUACCACAAUGAAUCUGACUUAAAAAAUAAAUGAAGAAGUAACACUGCUUUGCAGUAUACUAAGGAAUUUUCCUGUCGUUUAACUUUUGUAUACGUUUUUAGUCUUUGUAAAAGGAAUUAUUGAUCACCCUCGCCCCCAAACUAUUGUGUUGGUCAUCCCAUGGAAACAAUAGCUGCUUUUUUCUCAAAAGUGGCAGACCUGAGUAUUAUGAGCAAAUAGAAUAUUUGAAAACUAUGAGCAUAAGCAAUUUAAGAGAAAUUAAUAAUUAGUGAUUUUUUAAAUUACUAUUUCAGUAUUUAGAAGAGCUUCAUAUGUUCUUCAGUUCUGAAUGGACAAAACACAAAAAAUUUUUUAACUGAAUGGUGUGAUUAUGUUUUUUUUACUUCAUUUAUAAAUAUUUUCACUGAAUUUUUCAUGCUUAAUGGCUACAUAGUAUUUUAUGGUGUCAAUAUACUCUAAUUUUCUUAGCUGUUCUCGGGCAUGUAGGUUCCUGUUUUCACAAUUAUAAGUUAUGCUGUUAUAUAUUUAAUAUACUAUACCUGUUCGGGGCUAGGGACAAGUACUUGUUUCCGUACAACAUUCACUCAGUGUUCAUUCAUUCAGCAAGUGCUGAGUGCCCUCUACAUGGCAGGCUGUUUCUGGCACUGAGCAUGGCAGUGACAAAAGGAUCGGCCCUUGUGGAGCUGAUGUUCUAGUGGGGGAGACAGACAAUUGGCAAAAUUGAGAAGUAAAAUGUGUAGAGCAUCAGACCGUGGUAAGUGCUAUGAAUAAAGCAGGGAAGGGGCCCAUGAAAAGUGAGGGGUGAGGAUAUUUUAGAGUCCACUCUCUGAACUGGAAUUUUUCAGUUAACACAUGGACUGGCCCUCACACAUUAUCAGGUUGUUCUUCAGAAUGAUGGAGCCAGUUAACACUGAUUUAUAGGUUUUCCUCCACCAACUUCGGGUUUAGUUUAUUUUUAAUUCGUUUAAUAGUUAUGCAAAGUUGUGUGAAAAUGAACAUUUUUUUUAAAUGACUAGGAUGUUAUUUCCUGUUUAUAUUUCCCCGUAUGAACAGAAUCUGUUCCUCACCCUUGAUCACUACCUACCAGUUGAAAUCUGCAAAGUAAAAUUUAUAGGUGUCUUUGUUCAUAUUUUGUGGCAUUUUGAUUUUUUAAAUAUAUUUUAUCUUCAGAAACACUUGUUUUAUAUUGAUAUUCAUUAGUUCAGGAAAUAUUUGUGGAACAUCUGUUUUAUGUAAGGAGUUGUAAAGAUAAAUCAAAAAACAAUCCUAAAGGCACUUGCUGCAGCCCUGAUGGGGAUAGAAAACAGGAAUGUAAAUAGCGUGGUGCCGCAGAGAAGGUGACGAGGGCCAUAAAAACGAUUCUGGGAAGUCGAGGCUGAUGUUCACAGGAAAGAACAAUUACUUCCCGCUCACUUUGCUUUCUCUUUUUUUCGAGUUGGGGAGCAGAGAACUGGGGAAGAGUUUAUGGAGGCAAUGCUAUUUGAACAAGACCUUGGAAUGAUCCUAUUUUGUCUCUGAUGAUAUCUUAGUUCUUCAGGACUCAAAUGUGUUUUUCUUCCUUCCUGGAACAAAGUUGCUAUUCUUUGUUAUUUUUCUAGUUUAAAAUAAUUUUUUAAAUGUGCUUAACAUUUUGACCCGUUUAGAAUUUAUUACAGUAUUGUAGUGAAAUUUAUCUCUGUGCUGGCAACUAGAUAGCAAAAAAUCAAACUGGUUGCUGUCGAGUCGAUUCCUACUCAUAGCGACCCUAUAGGACAGAGUAGAACUGCCCCAUAGGGUUUCCAAGGAGUGGCUGGUGGAUUUGAACUGCUGACCUUUCGGUUAGCAACUGAACUCUUAACCACUGCACCACCAGUCUCCGACAACUAGAUAGCCCAGCAUUUUUUGUAAAAUAAUGUUCCUUUCUCAUUCAUUUCUUUUUGAUGUUUAUACAUAAAGUUUCUAAAAUCAAACCUUUCUGAAAUCAUUGUAUUUGCCUUGUAGUAGGUAUUUAAAAUGUCUGUUAUCAGGAGUCUUUAUUAAAAGGAUAUUGUGCAGAGGAACCCCAGAAGACGUGGCUCCCGGACUCUCUGUUAACCCGGAACUGAAACCAUUCCCGAAGCCAACUCUUCAGAUAAAGAUUAGACAGGACUAUAAGACAUAAAAUGAUACUCGUUAAGAGUGUGCUUUUCUUAAUUCAAGUAGAUCACGAGACUAAAUGGGCAGCUCCUGUCCAGAGGUGAGAUGAGAAGGCAGAAAGGGAUAGGAGCUGGUUGAAUGGACACAGGAAAU
Molecule: messenger RNA, 4054 nt
Organism: Trichechus manatus latirostris (Florida manatee)
Lineage: Eukaryota; Metazoa; Chordata; Mammalia; Sirenia; Trichechidae
Gene: ELP6
Product: elongator acetyltransferase complex subunit 6
Exons: 7
Coding region: 95-895 (266 amino acids)
Biological process (GO): tRNA wobble uridine modification
Cellular component (GO): elongator holoenzyme complex
Source: RefSeq, a predicted model, not a curated record